Messenger RNA from Lynx canadensis (Canada lynx), 2102 nucleotides. RefSeq names its product mucolipin 3 (gene MCOLN3). The coding region runs from base 1 to 1662 and encodes 553 amino acids. The transcript has 12 exons. NCBI's taxonomy places the organism in Eukaryota, Metazoa, Chordata, Mammalia, Carnivora, Felidae. Gene Ontology annotation, molecular function: NAADP-sensitive calcium-release channel activity. Gene Ontology annotation, cellular component: plasma membrane; lysosomal membrane. The record is from RefSeq and is a predicted model, not a curated record.
AUGGCAAAUCCCGAGGUUGUAAUCAGUAGCUGCAGCUCUCAAGAAGAGGAAAAUCGCUGCACUUUUAACCAGCAUACAUCGCCCUCUGAGGAGCUUCUGUUAGAAGACCAGAUGAGGCGAAAACUCAAAUUUUUUUUCAUGAAUCCUUGUGAGAAGUUCUGGGCUCGUGGUAGAAAACCAUGGAAGCUUGGUAUACAAAUUCUAAAAAUUGCGAUGGUGACUAUACAGCUGGUCUUUUUUGGGCUGAGUAACCAGAUGGUUGUAGCUUUCAAGGAAGAGAACACUAUAGCAUUCAAACACCUCUUCUUAAAAGGAUAUGUGGACCGAAUGGAUGACACUUACGCAGUCUACACUCAAAGUGAUGUGUAUGAUCAGAUCAUCUUUGCAGUCAACCAGUACUUGCAGCUGCGCAGUAUCUCGGUGGGGAAUCAUGCAUAUGAGAACAAGGGUACCGAGCAGUCUGCUAUGGCGAUCUGUCAGCACUUCUACAAGCAAGGGAACAUCUGUCCUGGAAAUGAUACCUUUGACAUUGAUCCAGAAAUGGAGACUGAAUGUUUCUUUGUAGAGCCCGAUGAACCUUUUCACAUUGGAACACUGGAAGAAAAUAAACUCAACUUAACACUGGACUUUCACAGACUCCUAACAGUGGAGCUGCAGUUUAAACUGAAGGCCAUUAAUCUGCAGACCAUUCGUCAUCACGAGCUCCCUGACUGUUACGACUUUACUCUGACUAUAACAUUUGACAAUAAGGCCCACAGUGGAAGGAUUAAGAUAAGCUUAGAUAACGACAUUUCCAUCAGAGAAUGUAAAGACUGGCACGUAUCAGGAUCAAUUCAGAAGAACACUCACUACAUGAUGAUCUUUGAUGCCUUUGUUAUUCUGAUAUGCUUGGCUUCGUUAAUCCUGUGCCUUCGAUCUGUGAUUACAGGACUUCAGCUUCAGCAGGAAUUUGUCAAUUUUUUCCUCCUCCAUUACAAGAAGGAAGUUUCUGUUUCUGAUCAAAUGGAAUUCGUCAAUGGAUGGUACAUCAUGAUUAUUAUUAGUGACAUAUUGACAAUUAUUGGAUCAAUUCUGAAAAUGGAAAUCCAAGCUAAGAGUCUAACAAGUUAUGAUGUCUGUAGCAUACUUCUUGGGACUUCCACCAUGCUCGUGUGGCUCGGAGUCGUUCGAUACCUCGGUUUCUUUCAGAAGUACAACCUCCUUAUUCUGACCCUUCAGGCAGCGCUGCCCAAUGUCAUCAGGUUCUGUUGCUGUGCCGCAAUGAUUUAUUUAGGCUAUUGCUUCUGUGGAUGGAUUGUGCUGGGGCCUUACCAUGAUAAGUUCCGUUCUCUGAACAUGGUCUCCGAGUGCCUUUUCUCUCUGAUAAAUGGAGAUGAUAUGUUUGCCACAUUUGCAAAAAUGCAACAAAAAAGUUAUUUGGUCUGGUUGUUUAGCAGAAUUUACCUCUACUCAUUCAUCAGUCUCUUUAUAUAUAUGAUUUUAAGUCUUUUCAUUGCACUGAUCACUGAUACAUAUGAAACAAUUAAGCAUUACCAACAAGAUGGCUUCCCAGAGACUGAACUUCGUACAUUUAUAGCAGAAUGCAAAGAUCUACCCAAUUCUGGAAAAUACAGAUUAGAAGACGACCCUCCAGGUUCUAUAUUCUGCUGUUGUAAAAAGUAGCUAUCAGGCUAAUCUGUGCUCUAGAGGGAUAUAUAAUAUAUAGCUGAGUUGGGAAACUGUAUGGAUAUUUUAAGAUCAGGUACAGUAUAUUUGAAGACUAUUACUUUGAGCAAACCAAUAGCUAUAAUUUAUCAAGAACUAUUUAUAUUUUUAAAAGCAAUAUUUAAUGUCUUUUGCAGCUUUAUAUUGGGUUUAUUUUUUUAAAUUAACUUGGAUGAGAGAAGCCACUGGGUUCUUGUUAUUUCUUGUUUAUUUUGCCAUAAGCUUUAGAAUAUGUUCUCUAUCCCCCUCUUCAGCUCUUACACUCUUGCUUCCAGCUAUUUUUACUGGAUUGAUUGUGUCAUCAGUGGAGAACAAUGCCUAGUCUGACUUCAUAAAACUCACUAACUCUGGUCUUGACCACUCUCUGGGGUUCAUCCCUGAGACAGAGGGGAAGUGGU